This is a messenger RNA of Culex pipiens pallens (northern house mosquito), 886 nucleotides long. It is a transcript of the gene CNPYb, whose product is annotated as protein canopy 4. The record is from RefSeq and is a predicted model, not a curated record. Gene Ontology annotation, molecular function: signaling receptor binding. The transcript has 2 exons. NCBI's taxonomy places the organism in Eukaryota, Metazoa, Arthropoda, Insecta, Diptera, Culicidae. Gene Ontology annotation, cellular component: endomembrane system. Bases 25 to 777 code for a protein of 250 amino acids.
GGCCAAUGACGGUAGACAACGUAAAUGUUGAUAUUUUGCCCGAUUUCUACCCGGCAAACUGCCUGCGUGCAUAGCGCAGAAUAUUCGAGGAAUCCUUAUCAGUCGCAGAAAUUCCGUGUGUGCCAUUGUAGCCAAUUAGGGUCAGCCAUGCUAAAGUUCGUCGGACUCUUCCUACUGCUUCCGGCACUCGUUUUGUGCGGGCCCGAGGAAAACGAGGGCGUUCGGUACGCCAGUAAGUGCGAGGCGUGCAAAAUAUUGGCCACCGAACUGCAGGCCAGACUCUCGGAAACGGGCAAAUCCCACGACGUUAUUGAAGUGGGCUACAACGUGGACGAUGUGAAGCCACGAAAGCGCAAGGAGUAUCGAAAGAGCGAACUGCGCCUGCUGGAAUCAAUGGAAAAUGUGUGUGAUCGCAUUUUGGAGUACAACAUCCACAAAGAGCGCAAGGACAGCACCCGGUUCGCCAAGGGUAUGUCGCAAACCUUCCAAACUUUGCACGGUCUGGUCGACAAGGGCGUCAAAGUGGAUCUUGGCAUCCCGCUCGAGCUUUGGGACAAACCGUCCGCGGAAAUCACGCAGAUGAAAACGCAGUGCGAAACCAUGGUGGAAAACUUCGAGGAAGUGAUCGAGCGAUGGUACAACGAUAAGCAGGAUGAUGUCCCGUUGAUCAAGUACUUGUGCGAGGAAACCGUACUGAAGGGAAACGAUCCCAAGUGCUUGUAUGAAGCACUUUCAGAUGGACAAGAUAAGAAGAAGGAAAAGAAGGAAGAGCUAUGAUUGUAUCAUUAGGUUUAUUUAGGACAAGCAUUACACCGUUCAUUGUACAUUGUCAAAAAAAAUCACGAUGCGCUCCGAACAUACCUCUCGAGAUUGCCUAGAAUAAAAA